AUGAUUGUCUAUUGUUUUGUUUUAAUAAUUUUGCCGUUCACAUUCGCCAGAAGCAUUGUCAAUGAAGGUAUAAACGGUUUGUUGCUGUCUUAGUAAUUACAAAAACGUUCCAAGGUUUGUGUGAGGAAGGCAAAACGUCAUUCUUUGUUAUUGAUAAUGCUAGCCUAAAUUUGGCGGAUUCCAUUCUUUAUAAGGACACCUCAGAGCAAAACUGUUUGAAAACUUGCACACAGAAUAGAGUGAGUUUCAUUUUUCAUUUACGUAUGUAAAAUUCAUGUUGUUUGGAUUGUAGGAUCAGUUCAAGCGGCCAAUAGUGUGUAAUGCAUUCACCUACGAUCAUGCCAGCUUUUCAUGCACAAUUCACCAAGAAAAAGCUGUUCCAGUUGGAUCAGCACAGAUGCAAAUGUCUAUUGGAAAACGAUACUUUGAGAAAAUAUGCCUAUCUCGUGAGUUGCAUUUAUCAUAUCGUAAACUAAAGACCCUUCUUCAGACGAAUUGCCAGAACCAUGCAACCAAGCACAAUUUAUUCGUGUCGAUCAGAGUGUUCUUGUUGGUUACGCUGUCAACAUGACUUUAACAGACAGCAUUGAAUCGUGCGUCUCUCAAUGCGUUCAGGAAUCCGACUGCAAGGUCUCUUAUUAAAAUAAAACUUAUUCUAUUCAUACAAUUUUCAGUCCGCUAUGUAUUUUUAUGAAGACGGAGAAUGCAUUACUAACAAAGAAUCAGCUCUGACAAAACCAUCCGGGUUUACAAAGGAAGAGAGUGAUCGUGUCAUCUACUUCCAGAAUGGAUGUGACGCAAGUGGUGCUAGAAGUAUGUACUAUCGGAGCAUUUUAAAGUACGCUCUGCUGUAAUCGUGAUCUCCCGCCCAGCCCCGAUUAAAAAAAGGGGAAAGUUCUUCUAGAAUUUGAAUGAAAAUAACUGAAAUUUGUUCUGCGGCUGAAAAAACUAGGCCCCGGUGAUCACAAAAAGAGGAGUUUCUAAAUAGAGCGUGUUUACUUUGGAGUGCCCUAAUAUUAAACAUUUUUUACUCUCAAAAUCAAUUUGUUUCCAGAAGUUAUUACAUCCGAAAGUACGGAUGUUUGGGAAAAUGCAUCUAGUUCUAGCUCGAGACAGACAGAAUCAAGGAACGCUCCAGUUGGAGAGAAGGCUACAGAAGGACUGGAACCGAGACCAAGAGUUAUCACCCUCAUCUCGGAAACAACACCAAAACCAGAAUCCGAGGUCGCUGAUGUUGUUGAAAAUGUGUCAGAAAACUAUGAACAGAUAGGAGAAGAGGAAUAUGGUUAGUGAAAAAGUGCCAUGCUAUCUAGUGAAAUUGAUUUCAGAGGAAGGCACGGAAGAACUUUCUGAAGAAACUGACGAAUAUGUAGCCGAAACCACAGCUAUUCCCACGACCACAAUAAUUAGAGAAACUACCGCCAGCCCUCAAACUAGCUUUGAAACAUUCACUAAACCAGUUAAAACUCUCAUUCAAAAGAAAAUCAAAAAGAAUCCAAGAAACUUCGGAUCCAAAACGUACGAAAUUUUAAAGCAACAAGAAACCGGCAAACAACUCAAAACAGAAAAUCUUAUGACCGAUAACGAAGCUAUUGAGGAGGUUUGUAAAAUUAUCUUCUGAAAUUUGAUUUACUGUAAUGAUUGAGAUUAGAGUAGUCGAUCUAAAAAUAAUACAGUUUUCGAAAUUUAUUCAGACAUAUUUCUCCGAAUGGUCUGACUGGACGCCGUGUACUAAGAGCCAGGAGAGACAAGUUAGAAGAAGACGUUGUUUGAAUUUGAGAAAAUGUUUGGGAGCAUUAAUGCAAGUGCAAAACUGUCCAGUCAUCCUUCAAACUUCUAGUAUGUUAUUAUUUCUCUAAUGCUAUGACAAUUGUCAAUUUUUCAGCACCAGAAAAUCGUGAAUCUGUGCGUUCAAUGGUUUCUAUCGAUGGAGAAGAUUACGAUGAACCAAUUGCUGUUGAUAACAUCCCGGUGGAAUCAGUUCCGUCUAGACUUUUGCCAGUCUUGAACGAACAAGUUUGGGGAUUAUGGCAAGGGUCUUGUCAAGUAAUUAUAUUUUUGAAUAGAUACUCUUCCAUCAACAAUUUCGUUUCAGCAAUUUGCUUCUUCGCAACCGUGCAACAAUGGAAACAUGAUUGGAUUUGAGUCCCGUGAAUGCAUAGCCAAAAAUCCAUCUCAAUGCGAAGGACCAUUCUUCCGAUAUUGCACAAUUAACUGUUGA
Messenger RNA from Caenorhabditis sp. 36 PRJEB53466, 2221 nucleotides. NCBI's taxonomy places the organism in Eukaryota, Metazoa, Nematoda, Chromadorea, Rhabditida, Rhabditidae. The record is from the annotation of a GenBank genome assembly.